AUGCAACUAGAUAGCGAAGUAGCCGUUCAUCAUGAGCACAAUCCAAAUGCGCAAAUAGACAGUGGGGGAAAGGAGACGCCGAGUAUGCCGCAGUUGUCCCCACAUCUUUUCAGCUGCAGUGGCCAUGAGGGGAGCUGCCUGCUUUUUUUUCUCAUCCUACGCAAAGAAGGGCAGGCGGUGGAGGAGGUAUGGUCGUACCCGCAUACCCUCGAAUUCGUGGAAGCAAAGUACCCGAUGAUGACGCAGUUUGUCUUCUCCAGUUCAGGCACCUCGUACUCUGUGGAGGACCUCAGUCACACCUUCGUGCUCACAGAUGGUCACGGAGUGCGUGUAUAUGGGCAUUGUACUGUUUUUGUAAAUGGUGAAGCCGUCGUUAGUCUUUCACCUUACCCUUGGUGUCGCUUCUUUACACGCCUCGCAUUGCUUUUUCGUACCAAUGGGUACGAGAACGGUAAGAAGUUUGUUAAGGCACUUUACGGAUGCCCAACGCCACCGUCGGGAGGCAGUUUUCAAACCCCUUCUAGUAUCCUCGUCCUAUUUCAGAGACCGUAUGAUCGACUGUGUCCCUUUAUUGACACGUCUCCACUCGAUCUGCUUGAUAUAUUUUCGGAUACAAGCACUCUCUUCUCUGUGCUGGCGGAUCUGCUGCUUGAGAAGCAUAUUAUUGUGGUUGGUCCAAAUUUUGGUAUUGUCUCUCAUGUGGUAAUGGCACUGCAGACAUUGAUCUCACCAUUUGACUGGAUGCAUAUAUUAAUCCCAAUUUUGCCAACCAGCCUCCUUGAGGUGUUGGCGGCUCCCCCACCAUAUCUUGUUGGCAUACUUACCUCACAACUCCCGCUCGUGGCGAAGGUGCCAAUCGAGCAGUACGUCAUGAUUUAUCUAGGUUCAUCUGGAAUAUGCGAGGGAGUGCACUACCAUUGCGAGAAAAAGCAUACGCUACCCAAAUCAGGUGCAUUCAGUGCCCUUCGAAUUGGCUAUAGUACACUGAAAAUGCGAGAUUCACGUGGGCAUACAGUGUGUGACUUGUGUAGCCUUUUUCUAACAUAUUACGCGAGUUUAUUGGGUGAUCUUGGGAUCGGUGGCACAAUAAUCGGUACGUUUUCACAACAUAGUGAUAAAGACUUGUCAUUCUACGAGGAUUUGCGCAGCACCCAGUGUUUCACCACGCUCGUUGGAGCUGUUCGAGAAGCUUUGGCCGACGAGAAUAAUAUGUGGCUAGACAAUGAAUUUAUUGUUGCACUCGUCCGUGGGCACCCAUGUGUGUACCCGCAUCAGUACCAGCAACUGAUUCGCGAGGAAAACAAGGGUGGGGGAUAUGCCGUGAGGUAUGAGUACUGUUUUGGGGGGCGGGAAGAGUUCACGGCGCUUUCUGCUGCGGUUCACGGCUUCGGCGGCCAUCGGAUGGGCACUGGACGUUUGUUCUGUCACUGUCUCCGCAACAUGGCAUAUCGUCUGACGCACUGGACGGAGGAGAGCCGGGUAACAGUGACGCUGGAGGACUUCGGUUCGUCUAUUGGAAACGGGCAAUACCACUCUGCCCCACUCGGCACUCCUGGCGAAGAUGAAAUGCAUGAAAUACCAAAUGAAAAUGGGGCCGCGUAA
Trypanosoma grayi is the source of this 1602-nucleotide messenger RNA. RefSeq names its product Suppression of tumorigenicity 5. Gene Ontology annotation, molecular function: phosphatidylinositol phosphate binding; guanyl-nucleotide exchange factor activity. The record is from RefSeq and is a predicted model, not a curated record. Bases 1 to 1602 code for a protein of 533 amino acids. The transcript has a single exon. Gene Ontology annotation, cellular component: cytosol; intracellular membrane-bounded organelle. NCBI's taxonomy places the organism in Eukaryota, Euglenozoa, Kinetoplastea, Trypanosomatida, Trypanosomatidae. Gene Ontology annotation, biological process: endocytosis; endocytic recycling.